Messenger RNA from Aspergillus versicolor CBS 583.65, 924 nucleotides. RefSeq names its product class I SAM-dependent methyltransferase. Bases 1 to 924 code for a protein of 307 amino acids. Lineage: Eukaryota; Fungi; Ascomycota; Eurotiomycetes; Eurotiales; Aspergillaceae. The record is from RefSeq and is a predicted model, not a curated record. The transcript has 6 exons.
AUGGCUGGCCCUCCUACCACUUAUCUACUAAGGCGCGAUCGAGUCGAAGCCAUCAGACUUGGAUCCCAGCAUCUAGCGUGGCAACAGUAUUUGAAUCAUCUUCUUCACCCUGAUAUACCCAUCAAGGAUAACACGACGAUUGCGGACAUUGGGGCAGGCACAGGAAUCUGGGCCAUCGAGGUAGCCAAUCAGUUGCCCUCGUCGCAGGUAACAGCAUUUGAUGUCGCUGACACACACUUCCCGAGUCCAGAAUACUGGCCUUCCAACGCAAAGUUCGAUUUGCUUGAUUCACUGCACGAUGUUUCCUCAGAGCUAGAAGGAAAGUUUGAUGUGGUUCAUCUACGCAUGUGGGCGUUUGUUGUCCGUAAUGAUGAUCCUAAUCCACUGAUCCAGCAUGCCGCAAAAUUGCUAAAGCCUGGGGGCUAUGUCCAAUGGGAAGAUGCUCGGUUCGAGAGCAUUGUGGUCAAAGGCGAACCCGCAGUUCAGUUCCGGCAACUGAUGAGACAGAUGAGCAAAGCCGCAAGGCUCAAUUUUCAGUGGCUUGAGGAGCUCGAUCAGCGCGUGAAGUGCGCGGGUGCUCAGCUGGAAGUAGUCGACUUCCAGAAGCAACCGUGGAAGUCAAAUCAUAUUCCGCUGGUUAUGGAUACAUUUUUAGUAGCUCUGGAGAAUAGCGGUGCAAGUCUAGGCAACUUAAAGGGGGUUGAUCCGUCUGUACCAAGCUCGGAGGAAUGGAUGGAGGCCCUAGAGGCCUUGCACAAAGACACCUGCAAGCCUAGUGGCAUUAUGGAAACAGGGCUAUACUUUGCAACGCCCUUCCGUCUGUCACUCAGCGUUUUCAUAGAAGACAACAAUGUCCAAAAUAAUGCUGCUAAAUUAAGCCUAAUACUUGCCCCGUCAAUUAGGGUCGCUGCUGGGCUGGAGUGA